GCCAUACUGUCGAACGUUAUCACUCUCUCUUCUUACUGUUGUAGCAAAGAUGGCGGCGUUCGUGAGAGGCAUGUUUUGGCAUAUUCUUGUAGCGGAACGAAGUAAUAUUCUGAAAAAAAGUAACGACUGUAUCGUAGAUUCAAAGAGAUACGUGCGAGCAUUGAAAAGGAGGCCUGUGAAGGUUUUGUAUCCUGAUAGUGAGACGACCUCUCCAACAUCGAAACAGAGGUCAGAUCAAAUAGUCAACAAGCAGUCUCAAAAAGUUGCGUCCAAAAUGAGGGAGUCCACUGUCAACGCCAUUUUAAAAAAUGAGACCACUAAUAAACGUGUUAGCAGCAUGUCAUGGAGUGCCAGAAAUGGGAAUGCAUCCACAACGUCGGAACAUACAACCAAUCUGAAGGACCAACUAGGUGGCCUCAAAUUCGAAAGGGCCUUACCUGGUGACAAAAGAUUGGCGAGGGUAGUGAGUGUGGCUUGCUCCAGGACGUUUCGGGAGCACCAGGGUAAGAUCCUGUUGGAGGGGAGACGCCUGAUCUGCGAUGCCCUGGCUGCUGGAGCCAACCCUCAGAUGGUGUUCUUCAGUUCUGUGGACAGACUGUGUGAUCUCCCCUUGGACAAACUGAAGCGGGCCACUCUGGUCAAAGUCAAGUUUGAGGACAUCAAGAUCUGGUCUGACCUUGUAGCUCCACAAGGAGUGAUAGCCAUAUUUUCUCGGCCAGACCCAUCCCGGCUGACAUUCCCUCAGGACCAGCGUGGUCAGUCUGUGCCGCUGUCCCUGAUCUGUGACAACGUGCGGGACCCUGGGAACCUGGGCACCAUCCUGCGCUGUGCUGUUGCUGCAGGCUGCCACAAUGUCCUGCUCACCAAGGGUUGUGUGGACGCUUGGGAACCUAAGGUGCUGCGAGCAGCGAUGGGUGCCCAUUUCCGCCUUCCCAUCUUCCCCAACUUGGACUGGGACGACAUUCAAAACCAGCUGCCAAAGUUGGUGACUGUCCACGUGGCAGAUAACUGCAGUGGCUCUGAGAGAGAAGUAGCUGAGGAAGCAAAACAGUCCAACAAACCUUCAAAGAUGGGGGAAUAUGGAUGGGCAGUGUGCCCAGCUAGCCAGGGUUCCAUCAUGCACCCCACUCUUGGGGGGGGGGGUCCAACAUCAUCCCUCUAAAGCCUCACUCAAGGACUACAAGGCUGGGAAGCUUCAGACACACAUCACAGUGUGUUUGAAUAGUGUAUGCAUGGGAGGGAGGGAGAAAGAAAGAGGGAGUGUUGUAUUCCUUCAUGCCUGGUGAGGAAUAGUAUAAAAGGGCGUGUGGUGGAGCUUUGACGACAGAGUUAGUCGGGACAGAACUAUGUCACUACCUGAAUGUCUUUUUACAAGCCCUCAAACACAGAUCCCAGGCUUGAUCUCACCAUUUAACAAAUGGGAAUUACAGAUGGGGCCUAGAAACAUAAGACAGCAGGAAUAACUCACUAUAACACCACAGCAGACAGGCAGCAGCUCCCCAGCCCACUCACUUGGAGGGGCAAUCAAUUAUUCAGAGAGAAUAUAACACAGGCACUUUUUGGCAAUAGCAUGUCAUUUCAGUUAGUAAAUCAACAAAGCUGCAUUAGUUCCAGUCAGUCAAGACUUUUGUUGAUUUAUGUGAGGUCACACAUUUCAGCUGUCAUUUAGCAGAUGCUCUUAUCCAGAGCGACUUACAGAAGAAAUUAGUGUUAAGUGCCUUCAAGGGCACCGACAGAUUUUUCACCUAGUCAGCUCGGAGAUUCGAACCAGUGACGUUUCGUUUAAUGUCCCAACGCUCUUAACCGCUAGGCUACAUGCCACCAGACUAGUAUCUAACGUCGACUGAGAUGGUCUCUUGCUUCCUCAUGACAGGAUGAGCUGACUUCCCCUCAACUAAGCCCUCUGGGUGAGAGAGGCUUGGAAGAGAUCGAAGAUAGAACAAUUUCAUAUGGAAAAUAUUAUUUUAAAAAUAGAUGUUACAGGGAACGACCACAGGGUGGCACUGUCACAAGAUUGGAAAGCUGUGAUUUAAUGAGUGCCAAACGUUCCUGUCAUCUGGCAAAAUGGCAGUAAAACUAAAAAUGGAUUAAACUGCACAAUCAGCUCUCAGACCUCUCAAAGAGCAGCUUGGUCGAUUUGCUACUUAAAAUGGACAAGUAUGUAUGCCAACAAAGUUUGACCUCAACUUGUUGUAAACCCGCUAGCAGAACAGUUGAGUUUUCCUGUGGCAUGUAAAAUCUGGAGAGCUCAAUUCUUCUGAAUCUCUCAAAUCUGAUCUAGGAACAGAACAUUAGGUCUUAAACCUAUUAAGGUUCAUAAAAAUAUCCAAUGAAAGUAAUUGCUACACUUAUGAGGAUGAUUCAUGUAGCCACAAGCUACAUUCUCAAGCUUUAAAAAUCUGUGACUCCACACAUCCUCCUUAAAGUCUUCUCUUGCAAGCUCAAAUUGAAGAUACAUCCUUGGGCAUCGCCUUAGAAAGGAACCACAGAAAGAGAACCCACAGAGGAGUCUGUCAGCGUGGCCUCCCAGCCUCUUAGAUAUGAAGAGAUGUAAUCUCCCUGGCUGUCUUCUUCUCUGUGGGAAGUCUUGCAUCUUCCUUUGUGUGGCUGCUAACCCUGUGUAAACUGUUCUUCAUAAGAAGCAACCAGUCCAGCCGUGAAAGAAGGAGGGAGACAGAGAGGCCAGCCCCCGCCCUCUCCAGCCCAGUUCUGAACACAAAGAGUCGCUCUGCUAUGUCUGGCCUGCAGUCACUGACUGACUGCCGUGAUAAGGCUAGUGUGUGUGUUAACCGUAUGGAACCUACUGCUGCACAAUGUCAGAAGUCGACCGAUUUAUGAUUUUUCAACGCCGAUACAGAUUAUUGGAGGACCAAAAAAAGCUGCUACCGAUUAAAAUCGCCCAAUUUUUAUUUAUGUAUUU
Oncorhynchus tshawytscha (Chinook salmon) is the source of this 2920-nucleotide messenger RNA. RefSeq names its product mitochondrial rRNA methyltransferase 3a (gene mrm3a). The transcript has 5 exons. Gene Ontology annotation, molecular function: RNA methyltransferase activity; RNA binding. Gene Ontology annotation, biological process: RNA processing. NCBI's taxonomy places the organism in Eukaryota, Metazoa, Chordata, Actinopteri, Salmoniformes, Salmonidae. The coding region runs from base 50 to 1162 and encodes 370 amino acids. The record is from RefSeq and is a predicted model, not a curated record.